This is a messenger RNA of Zychaea mexicana, 249 nucleotides long. RefSeq lists its product as uncharacterized. NCBI's taxonomy places the organism in Eukaryota, Fungi, Mucoromycota, Mucoromycetes, Mucorales, Lichtheimiaceae. The transcript is spliced from 3 exons. Bases 1 to 249 code for a protein of 82 amino acids. The record is from RefSeq and is a predicted model, not a curated record.
AUGGCUGUUGCCAAAGAGAGCGACGAGAUUGCUCAGCAUAAAUAUACAGAGGACGACGUCCGGAACUUGCAAGAAAAGCUAAACUGCAUUGAUCAAGAAUACAAUGAAGGCAUCGUUGAUGAUCGGUCACCGCAGUGCUCUAACUGGCAAGAUGAUCCUUAUGAGCAUCCUGGUCAAGGUGUCGUUGCCGAUGAACUUUCCAAAAUCCACAACCAGUUGUACAUGAUGUUGACCCGCAUUGAAAAGUAG